AUGACGAGUUACAUACCUGAUCCAACUCCUCCAACAAUUGACCGGGGGUCAACCGCUCUAGUCACCCGUGGACCAGGCUUUGACUCCGGAAAUCGAAUAACAGAAAUCUCAUCACCUGACUUUUCUGCUGGCCCACAAGAUAUUCAUGGCCACCAGGAUGACAUCUUAGACCGGUUAGCUGGUCAUUACACGCCUUUUGAGGGCUAUGACUUCCUUGUCAGGGCGUUCGAGAAAACCGUCAGAGGUAAUCUUCGUGCAAGCUUCAGGGAUGGCAAUCGACUUGCAGAGGUCAUUGAUGGCACCAUUACACCAAAGGUUGGUAUCACUUUUCUGGCCGGUGCAGACAACCCUCAGGUCAACCAGAUGGAACAAAUCUCCAUGUCAAGACUGGAACCAGACCAAAAGGAUGCUUCCUGGCGUGUCAAUACUGCCGGUGCUCUAUUGAAGAAUUUCGAGUUUGAUCAAUCAAUGAGUAUCAUCUGCUCUGAUAACACAUCUGCAGUCGUUGCUUCAGCUCGUCAACGAGCAAGUGUCAGUGGGCCAUUCGUCGAGUCUACUUCGCCAUCGAAUCAGAGAGCGUUGGCAAUUCGAAAUCCAAUGAAUCAGGUUGUGACUAUUGAUAGCGAGAGUGUUAUCAUUGUGAACUCUUUAUCUGGCGAAAAUUGGGAUCUCGAAGGUGUCUUGAUUGAGGUCGACCAAUCCAGCCUUAUGGCUGUGAUAGUCAAUUAUCGAAAAAUCAUCCAACGUGGUGGUGCUAAUUUGCCAGGUGGUGAGACGGUCGCUGUUGACGAAAAGAAGAUCAAACUCCUUGACCAGAUGAUCGAGGACGCUCGACGACUGUGCAUCAGAAGUCCAACAUUAUUUCGCAUGGCAACCAGGCGACACAUAAUUUCCUCCAAGAACACUAGAUAUGGAGUUGACAAUGGAAACAUGUUCCAGACCUUGACCACUAGCAGUGGAAUCAAGAACAUUAUCUCACUCAGUGCUGCAUACUUCAAUUCUCUUGCAUCGUAUAAUACGGCAGCACAACAGCUUAUCCGACCGAGGUUUCUCCAGAUGCUUGUGCUCUUGUUGUCACUGCUAAACGAUGAUGAUCUACACGAGCUUGCAGAAUUUCUCGAAGUAACGUACAGGAUUCGCGCCGAAAGACAGCACCUCGAGCUUCUGGUCCUGAAGGUCCUUCCACUAAUAUCAAUAAACUCGAAAAUCUUCCUCAACGGCCUCAUCACUGCAUUCGAAGGUCCAUUGGUGAAUCCAUCGCCACACUUGGUCGAUCAGCCGGAGAUUUGGAGGUUAUUUUUGCUGCGGCUACUUCGACAUGAUUACAUGUUGCCCGGCACAAUCGAACAAUUAACUGAUCAAAAUUUCUCCUGGGUUAGCAAAUGGCCUGAAGAUGGAUACAGAGACUCAAGGGUUUUCCGACAUCUACAAUACUCUGGUCGUGCAAGAGCAUUCAAUGAGAUUCCCCCAAUUGAUUUCCACACGGAACACAACUCCACCGAGGUUACAGCCGUUUUUACCAACGGAUGUCGAUACAUUGUGUCAGUGGGAGACUUGGAAAAUAUCAUUCGGAUGGUUCCUGGUCGGUAUGCCCUCACAGAAGCCGUACCUGAAGGCCGUCACUUUGACUUGGAUAUCACAGAGGUUCAGGUUAAUGAACCACUCUAUCGAGCAAUCUGGGAAGUCAACUCGAUCCUUACAACAGUGAAAGGAAUUCUUCCUGCACGACGAAGAUCUGGGAUCGUUGAUAGAUUAGCUGCUAUUCUAGGAAGUGGAGGGAACAAGAAUAGUGAAGGUGCAUCACUGCCGGAGGUCAAGGGAUCUGGUCGUUUGACUUACCACGCCGCCACACUUAACGGACAAAUGCUUGCAGUUGCCUAUAAAGUUGAAGGCCGGAAGAUCACUCGCAGAGAACUCGUCCGCCAUAUCGCAUCAGACUUGGGCAAAAUGAUGGCGACCAUGGAUGCAAUCGAGACAGCCGUACAACAAGCCUCGGAAGAGAAAAAGAAGGACGAUCGCAUCCGACAAACCGUCCACAGCCUGCGAACCGCUUUAGGCUCCGUGGGCCAGCUCUACCGUUCGGCAGAAGAGAAUAAGCAAAAGAUGGAAAACUUCUCGACCAAACUUGGUGAUGAGCCAAUCUCCAAAGUUCUCUAUCCUAUAGGUUCUGACGAGACACCACUAGGGAUCUGGAACAAUUACAGAGCUUGGUACGUGGGAGGAGACAAUGUCCUCUACAUUGAAUCACACCGAAGGGCUGUCAGAUCAGUCGCUUGGCAUGACGAGUCAGUCAUGGAGGUGACCUUCCACCAGCAAGACGCCAAAUACUACCUAACACCUCUCCGAAAGCUGCAAGAAGACGAACGCGAUGAAGAGUUGAAGCCAAAUGAUCAGGUCAUCCUCGCGGGCCAAUAUAUCAUCGUCGUUGAAUCGAAUGGUCAGAUGUUCGUGCCCAAUUCAGAGGCAGAUGGAAGGCACAAUACCAACAAUUCGAGAUCUGCUGGUGGCGGUACCAGUCCAGAAGGAGGAAACGGAAGGCAACAGAUUCCCCUUGAAAAAAUGCUGAACUGGUUGAAGAUCACUGGUGUCGAGACACCGAGACGAAAGAGACGGAAUCCUCAACAAGAGAUGAGCCAGAUUGUGAGGAGCGCAAUUAGAUGA
Exophiala bonariae is the source of this 2661-nucleotide messenger RNA. RefSeq lists its product as uncharacterized. The transcript is spliced from 3 exons. Bases 1 to 2661 code for a protein of 886 amino acids. Lineage: Eukaryota; Fungi; Ascomycota; Eurotiomycetes; Chaetothyriales; Herpotrichiellaceae. The record is from RefSeq and is a predicted model, not a curated record.